GCGGAUGGGAGGCGGCGUCCGGGCGGGCGAGCGACGGCGCCGCGGCCACCAUGGGGAACAAGCAGACCGUCUUCACCGAAGAACAGCUGGACAGCUAUCAGGACUGCAGCUUCUUCAAUAAGAAGGACAUCCUCAAGCUCCACGCACGGUUCUAUGAGCUGGCCCCCAACCUUGUCCCGAUGGACUACAGGAAGAGCCCGAUCGUCCACGUGCCCAUGAGCCUCAUCAUCCAGAUGCCGGAGCUCCGGGAGAAUCCCUUCAAGGAAAGGAUCGUGGAGGCCUUUUCUGAGGACGGCGAGGGGAACCUCACCUUCAAUGACUUUGUGGACAUGUUUUCCGUGCUCUGUGAGUCAGCUCCUCGUGAUCUCAAGGCCAACUACGCCUUCAAGAUCUACGACUUCAACACUGACAACUUCAUCUGCAAGGAGGACCUGGAGAUGACACUGGCCCGGCUCACCAAGUCAGAGCUGGAUGAGGAAGAGGUGGUGCUUGUGUGUGACAAGGUCAUCGAGGAGGCCGACCUGGACGGCGAUGGCAAGCUGGGCUUUGCUGACUUUGAGGACAUGAUCGCCAAGGCUCCUGACUUUCUCAGCACAUUCCACGUCCGGAUCUGAGGACAUUGCCAAGGCCACAGGGACUUGGAAGCCCACCAUCCAGCCCUGCUGUCUAUAUGGGUGUCACCUCCAGGCCCCCAGGAAAGGAGCCUUGGCCUUUGGGGUUUAUGCUCAUGAACAUAUCCUGUAGCCCUUUCAGCAAAAAAAAACCUUAACCAGGGAAGGGGGGAUGAGAGGAGUAGGGUCCUUCCCAGGCCCCCGUGGUCCGGCUCCAGGGCCCCUACCCCCCCACAGGCUCUCCCUCUGCUCCACCACCUUCCCCCCACUCCAUUCCUAAUGGCGGGGGACACUGACUUGUCCAAGUGCCGGGGGACACCCCGGUCACCCAGGGCAGAGUGCAAAAAAAAGGGGGGUGGAGACAGGGUUUUAAUGAGCUAUGCAAUCUUUUCUCCAAAACCUAAGUCUGGGCCACACCCCACCCCCCUGCCUGCUCCCCUUCUCCCCGCCCCGCAAUGUGAAGCUUUGUGAACAGUGGGCCCAAGGGCUCUGCCCCAUCUCUGCCUCUGGGUCACGAGCACUGCCCCACCUACCCUUCCCAAUGAUCUGCAGCCCUCACUGGUGUGUGCUGUCCACAGACUCAUGAACUCCUCAUAGUAAAACACUUUGGUGUUCCCACGCUCUCUGUGUCUGCCAACGUUAGGAAGUGUUUGACGCUACCUUUCCUCCUGGUCCUUGAAAUCCCACCAUUGGUGCUUGACCUCUGGAUUAAGCAUUGCCCUCCCACAUUAGGCACUUAGUUAUUUAGUGCUGCUGUAACAGAAAUACCACAAAAUGGAUAGCUUUAGUAAACAGUUUAUUCUCUCACAGUCUAGGAGGCUGAAGUCCAAAUUCAGGGUGCCAGCUGUAGGGGAAUGCUUUCUGUCUCUGUCGGUUAUGAGGGAAGGUCCUUGUCAUCAAUUUUCCCCUGGUCUAAGAGCUUCUCAGCACAGGAACCCCAGGUCCAAAGGAUGGGCUCUGCUCCAGCACUGCUUUCUUGGUGGUCUGAGGUCCUGCUGUCUCUCUGCUCCUUCUCUCUUUUGUAUCUCAAAAGAGAUUGGCUUAAGACACUAUCUAAUCUGGUAAAUUGAGUCCUGCCUCAUUAACAUAACUGCCGCUAUCCCACCCCCUUAACAUCAUAGAGGAAGGAUUUACAACACAUAGGAAAAUCACAUCAGAUGACAAAAUGGUGGACAGUCACACAGCACUGGGACUCAUGGCCUAGCCAAGGUGACCACACAUUUUGAGGGGGCACAAUCCAGUCUAUAACAGGCACUAACUUUUUUUCAAUGCUGAUGCCUUUGGGAGGAAGAAGCAUCCAUGCCCCAAAGCUUGUGUGAAUUCCACAGAGGAUGUAGGUGAAAAUCACUUGCACUCCCUUUGUAACAGUAGUUCUGGUUAACGUUUAUAGAGUGCCAGCCAUGUGUCAGGCCAGGGCUAUUUGCUUUACUCUAAAUCCUAAUAACCCUCUUAGGAGGUAGGGACUCUUAGAACUCCAUUUUUCAGAGGGAAAAGCUGCAUAGCCAAGGGGCAGCUAAGGGUAGAUUUUCCCACAAAUGUGAAUGGCGCCUGCUCUGCCCAGGGGCUGGGCGAAGGUGCCUAUGGUGUCUAUCUGGUCAUAGUCAGUUCUCUUUUCCACUUCUCGGCCUGGGGGCAGCAAGCCAAUUGCUCACCCUUAUGGAGGUAGGGACAUGUGGGCAAGAGAGGAAUUGAGGACAAAACAGAAAGGAUGCAGAGGGGAGGGGACCCAGGAAGAGGCAGCCUGCCUGAGGGCGUGGCUUUAGGGAGAGGCCUGAGUGCCCUGUGUCCAGGGCUGGUCCCUUAGGCUCCUUGGAAAAUAAAAACCAAACCAAAUCCAUUGCUGUCAAGUUGAUUCCGACUCAUAGCGACCCUAUAGGGCAGAGUAGAACUGCCCCUUAGGGUUUCCAAGAAGCUGGUGGAUUUGAGCUGCAACCUUUUGGUUAGCAGCCAGGCUGUUAACCAUUGAGCCACCAGGGCUCCUCUGGGAGAACAGGGCCACCAAAUGGGGCUGUGUCUCAUGGGAGGGAUCUGCAAGCAACCCUUAAAGGCCAGAACUGGCCUGGAGGCAGAGGGCAGGGAGGGUGACCUGAUGAGAUGGGUGGCUACAAGUACCCUCUGGCUGGCUCCAGAAACCACCCAGUGGGGCAGCCCAGGUUGACCCUCAGCCAGGCUUGAGUCUGCCUUACCAGGGGAUGUCUGCUCAGGCCCCACCCUGCUAUGUGGCCCUAAGCACAUUUGCUGUUCCUCUCUGGGGUUCAUUUUUCCCAUCUGCGGCACAAAGGGUUUGGACUGGAUGCACCUUUGGGUCUGACCAGAUGGCCUUUGCUGCCACUUCCCCGUGCUUCCUGCCCCAGUCCCCAUGAGACAGGGGCAAGGGCUGUGACUCCGGGGCCUCCUCUCCCUCCUGUUGAUAGGGCCCUGAGGAAGAGAACUGGCUUUGAUCUCAAGAGCCACGGCAUGAAGUGUCUCAACCAGUUAGGAAGAUGUCUGUCCUAGCGCAGGGCUCGUUGCGUGCUCCGUACAUGUUCAAUGAGCACACAGAUGGAAGUGUGGGAGGCAGGCCCAGUCCGUCAGUCUGGGCCUCAGCAGGCCCAUCUAGGAAGUAGGGGUAAUGACAGAGGCAGGUCCCCACUCCUCUUGAGCCUUGGUUGCCUCCUGUGGAUGGGUGGCAGGUGCCAGGGAAGCAGGGCAUAGCCAGGGGCUGCAGGCAGCUGGAAGGCCCCCUCCUGCCCCCUCUUUGGGCAGCCACUUGGGCUGUCUGAGCCUGGUUCCAGGGCAGGCUGGUUGGGUCUGAGGAUCUGAGAGGUGCCUUCAGGUGAGCCGGGAGCUUCCCCAAAGCCACUGGCCCAGCCCAGGUACCAGGAGACCCACUUGUGUGGGGCUGCUGGAAGCUAGACCCUCCUCAGAAUUUGUGCUUCUUGUCUGCAAAGAAGAGCCUCCGGAGCUUGUCAGGCUGCAAGGAAGGAGAAGAUACUGGGGCUGGGUCCCUGGACAGGGAAGGAGACCUAGGCUCAGAGGGUCCGUCAGCAUUGACCUGAGGGCUAGAGCCCAGGAAAUGAGGCCAAGUCGGAAUAUUGACGGUUGCUUCCACCUCCUCCCAUGAGCCACUUACAAUGCCUAAAACACCACCAUCCACCCCCAGGUCUGGACUAAGCACUUGGUCUCUUCUGACUAGGGAGGCUAAGGGAAAGGAAGGGCCUAGAGACAGGAGCAGAAUAAAGAUCAAGCACCAAGCUCCCCACCCCCCAGAGCUCUCUGCCCCAAUUGGGGGCCUCGGGAUACACUGGUGUCCUACCCAGGGUGGGGGUGGGAGUGUAAAUGGUGCCACCAGGGACAGGAGAGGACAUGCGGCUUCGUAGCCAGGGGAAGAGCAGACAUGGAAGCCCCAUCUUAUACAUCUAGCGGCUACCUCUCCCACCGCUACCAAGCAAAGGGUGUAAUUCUGGGCUGUGGCAAGGAGCUGGUCUGCAAUGCCUGACGAGCACAGGUCCCCACCUACCACUGGGUGCUCCCUAAGGGCCAGCACCACCCUCGCCUGACGCAUGGAGCCCACCUUGUGUGUUCGUCCGGUCUCCUUGCUCUUGGCUGCUGAGAUUUGCUCAUAGGUAUUCCCGGACUCUGGAAUCCUCUUGUAGUCACAGUCUAUGGGCCCUGACAGCUUGCUGUAGGUGGGGCUGGACCCAAGAUAUGGAGGCCUGGCUGG
This is a messenger RNA of Loxodonta africana (African savanna elephant), 4314 nucleotides long. It is a transcript of the gene CIB2, whose product is annotated as calcium and integrin binding family member 2. The record is from RefSeq and is a predicted model, not a curated record. Gene Ontology annotation, molecular function: magnesium ion binding; calcium ion binding. The coding region runs from base 51 to 614 and encodes 187 amino acids. The transcript has 6 exons. Gene Ontology annotation, biological process: calcium ion homeostasis. Gene Ontology annotation, cellular component: stereocilium; cell periphery; cytoplasm. NCBI's taxonomy places the organism in Eukaryota, Metazoa, Chordata, Mammalia, Proboscidea, Elephantidae.